AUGACCCUAACACGCAGCAUGAGAGUGAACCAACUAACCACAUAUACCAUAUAUACUUUCAUCUUCGUUAGUUCGACGCUUGCCAUCUGGGAUCCGACGUCAAUCCUCCCCUCACGUCAACAACGACUCCUUGAGCACCAAGAGCGUCAGGCAAUGUUGGACAAGAUGUUGUCUGGGAUCGUCCGGCCACAGCAAACAGCGCCAGAGGAGGACGUGAGCUCCAACAGCAAUGAUAGCCCUAUUAUCUCAGAUGUGCUGCCGAAGACCAAGGCCAUCAACACCUUUGCACGUUUGACCCGUGACUUUGACGCAAUCGCCAGUCGACUCAACGACGGCUCCAAAAACAUGACAGUUCUUGCACCCCGCAACAGUGCGAUCCAGAAUCUUCCCCGAAAGCCUUGGGAAAAUCCAGCAGACUAUGAGAAGUUCGGUGAGGUAAAUGCGUAUGAAGGCUCAGACGGUCAGGACCGGGCAAAGCGUAAUCUACAACGAUUUGUCGAAGCCCAUCUCAUUCCUGUCAGCCCUUGGAGAGUUGGAGAGGAAGUGGAGACACUCGCAGGGGAGAAGCUGAAGUGGACCAAAGAGGGUGACAAGAUGUUUAUCCAACCUGGCAAUAUCGAAGUCGAUUCGGUUGCAGAGAAGGUUCACAAUGGCGAAAUUUGGGUGUUGAACGAUGUGAUCAACUACCGCCAGGGCUGA
Messenger RNA from Penicillium olsonii, 699 nucleotides. The record is from the annotation of a GenBank genome assembly. Lineage: Eukaryota; Fungi; Ascomycota; Eurotiomycetes; Eurotiales; Aspergillaceae.